This is a messenger RNA of Miscanthus lutarioriparius, 439 nucleotides long. The record is from the annotation of a GenBank genome assembly. Lineage: Eukaryota; Viridiplantae; Streptophyta; Magnoliopsida; Poales; Poaceae.
CUGCUGUGCAGUAGGUCAAUCGGGACAAGAUGUUGCCCCUCUCCGGCCCUCCUCAAGGAAUCACGACGAGCUGCUGUCCUCCUCCGCCAGGAAUCCCAAGCGAGAUGAGCUGCUGCACCCAUCCUCCAGGAAUCCAAUGAUUAUGGACUUGUCGUUCUCUCUUUAUUCAACUUUUGUUAUAGAGGCUCAACAUGGUUUUAACAAGGGAAAGUGCAUUCAGUUGUCAUUGGUGAUUGUCACUAAUGUUAGCAGAUGCCAAAUUGCAGAUAUGUGCCUGGACCUGUACAAGGAAUUUGGCACUACAAUGGCUGGCCUUAAGGUAUUCACAAAUUCUGACAAAGCUCAUGUGGAGGAAGCUCUGUGGGGUUUACUAGGAAAAGGAAUGGACAUGGCAGAAUCUUCAUGCUACAGUAUAUAUGGCAGCAUAAGUGGGUGCUAA